This is a messenger RNA of Chlamydomonas reinhardtii, 2391 nucleotides long. RefSeq lists its product as uncharacterized. The record is from RefSeq and is a predicted model, not a curated record. Gene Ontology annotation, cellular component: nucleus; cytoplasm. Gene Ontology annotation, biological process: snRNA import into nucleus. Lineage: Eukaryota; Viridiplantae; Chlorophyta; Chlorophyceae; Chlamydomonadales; Chlamydomonadaceae. Bases 113 to 1909 code for a protein of 598 amino acids. The transcript has 10 exons.
GAAACCCGCUGGUCGCCAUAUCAAGCUUUCAGUGUGCAACUGCAUAAUACGUGUAGGUGCUACAAAUGAUUUGCUAUGCGCCACAUUUGUAACAUAGUUUCCCACUCCGACGAUGCAACCUGUUCCAGCGGGCGCUGAGCGAACCGUCUUUCGUGCCAUCCGCGAUCCUUACCAAGGGUAUCAAGCAAAGCGUCGUCAGGAUGCACUUCAGAGACAGAAAGUCGCACGUCUGCAGAGCGCUAAUCGCGCGCGAACAUUGGUACAGGAGCCAGGGCAGGAGGAGAGUGAGUCUGGGCUAGAUGUGGAGGUUGACGAGGAGCGGGGGCCGCAGGAGGACGAGCCCAUGGAGGCCUCCACCUCGUCUGCUACUGCCGCCCGGGUACCCGGCAGCAGUGGCCGCGCCCGGCGCAAGGGCAGCGCGGCGGGCAAGCCUGUGCGCAACGGCGGGGUGCGGGCGUACGGGCAGCAGUACGGCAACGAGCUGAUGCAGCCGGAGUGGAUGACGGAUGUGCCGGUGGACCUUGGCGGCAACUGGCUGGUAAUGCCGAGGCCGGAGGGCAUGCGCUGCCUGCUGGUCACGGCCAGGGGCCGCACCGUUUCGUGGCUGCGUAACGGCUCACCGCUGCACCGCUUCCACUGCGCACUGCCCGGCGGCUCGCCAGGCACAGCCGCCCGCUGCGGCGGGGCCGCGGGCGCCUCCGCUGCGGCCGCCGGCUUGGGCGGCUCUGGCGACUACUGCCUCCUGGACUGCAUCUUCCACCCGCCCAACAACACCUACUACAUACAGGACCUGCUGUGCUGGCGCGGCUAUGCGCUGUACGACUGCGCGGCGGAGUUCCGGCAGUACUGGCUGGCAGCCAAACUGGCGGAGGAGGAGGGCGGAAGGCUGAGGGAGCUGCUGGCGCAGGUCCAGCCGCCUCCUCCGCCGCCACCGCCACCACCGCGUGCAGGGGCGUCAGCAGCGGCCGGAGCGGCAGGGGAGCAGGGCGGGAGGAGGCAGCGUCCAGGGAGGGAAGGGCGAAGCGGGAGAGGCGCAGGCCGGCAAGGCGGUGCCGCUGGCGACGAAGACGUCAGCAUGGGCGGUGCGGGCGAGGACGGAGUGGAGGCGGCGGGAGCGGAGGAUGAGCCGUACGCGCCGCUGGCCACUUUUCGGAUUGUGGCACUGCCGGUGCAGCCCUGCACGCAGGAGGGUCUGCGGGCGGCAUACGGCGACCCUGCACAGAUGCUGGCGGCCGCAGCUGCGCUGGCGGCUGGGGCUGGGCCAGACGCAGGAACAGGCUCGGGCGACUUGGCCAUGCAGGCCGACACACAUAUUGGAGCACCGGCGUCCGCUCCUGCACCAUUAGCAGCCGCGGGGCAGGGGCAAGCGGAGGUGGCAGGGGCGGCUGUGGACUUCAUGCGUGAUGGGUUGUACCUGCUGCACCGGCAGGGCCACUACGUGCCGGGGCCGACGCCCAGUCCGCUGGCGCUGCUGUGGAAGGACCUGGGCUGCAGCAGGUACCUGAUGGACACAGACAACAAGGGUCUGCCGCUGGAGCACCAGCAAGUCAUCCUCGCGUACCGGGCCGACCGCACCGUCGCCACCGAGGACGACCCGCCUGUGGUGCUGGGGAAGCUGCCGGAGGCGUUUGCCACGACUGCGGGCGAGCGGCUGGGGUUGAAGCCUGGGCGGCUGCUGCGCUUCUCCAUCAAGCAGGGUGGCAUCACCUUUCACGAGGGCCGGCCCUGCGGCGCCGACCUGCACUUUGAGGGCACAGUGCCGCAGCGCCGCGGCCGGGCGGAUAGCUUCUCCAAAAUCAUGUUCCAGCGCCUGGCGCGGACUGCGCCGUUGUCCAUUUCUGACCUGGAGGGCGCCCUGCUGGCCUCGGCAUCCGCGGAGUGCGUGCUGGGUAUGGACUCCAUGUCAUAAAGGGUGGCACUCGCAGGCACUGGUAGGGGCUUCCAGGUUCUUGAGGUUGGUCGCAACCGUACAAGUGUGUGGUAAAUAUAGGUCGCAGCAAUACAAGAAUCUGCAGCUAAACUGCGUCGAUUGGCUGAGUGCUGAGGCAAGAGGCUGCGUGCUCUGGCGUGCUGCAACUGGUUUUUGGCACAUCCAACCGUGGCGGCAUGUGUAGUAGAGGGGGCAGGCAAGGCCACGUGGAGGAGGAGAGCGCGGCGCCGCCCGAGAAGCUGCGCCGGUGCGCAAGUUGAGACCUGCCGGUGUUUGGUCUGCGGUCUUUGCUGGCAAGCAAAGCGUGGCACGGUGGGGGGUUGGAUUUAUUGCUGUUUAGUUUGCGUGUGCUUAACAGCGGGACGCGGCUGGACACAUGGCGGGCGUGCCUGAUCAAACCGCCCCCCCGGCUAUAGGAGAAAGGUGGCGCGGGCAGGUAGCCGAUGUAACGAGGAACGGUA